Carassius auratus (goldfish) is the source of this 4206-nucleotide messenger RNA. Its product is annotated as ras-related protein Rab-9B-like. Gene Ontology annotation, biological process: Rab protein signal transduction; retrograde transport, endosome to Golgi. Bases 130 to 738 code for a protein of 202 amino acids. Lineage: Eukaryota; Metazoa; Chordata; Actinopteri; Cypriniformes; Cyprinidae. Gene Ontology annotation, molecular function: GTP binding; GTPase activity. The record is from RefSeq and is a predicted model, not a curated record. Gene Ontology annotation, cellular component: phagocytic vesicle; lysosome; late endosome. The transcript is spliced from 2 exons.
AAAUUAAUUGCGGUUAAACACACAUUCUCUCUCUCUCUCGCUCGCUCAAUCACUGUCACACACGCAGCGCGUGAGAGCUCAGCGUCCAGCGGCACAAUAUGAGGCUGCAGUGAAGACGUGUGGGCCGUUAUGAGCGGGAAGAGCCUCUUGCUGAAGGUCAUUCUUCUGGGGGACGGCGGCGUGGGCAAGAGCUCCCUCAUGAACCGCUACGUGACGGACCGCUUCGACACGCAGUCCUUCCACACCAUCGGCGUGGAGUUCCUCAACCGCGACCUGGAGAUGGACGGGCGGCUGGUCACCCUGCAGAUCUGGGACACGGCGGGCCAGGAGCGCUUCAAGAGCCUGCGCACGCCCUUCUACCGCGGCGCGGACUGCUGCCUGCUCACCUUCGCCGUGGACGACCUGCAGAGCUUCCAGAACCUGGGCUGCUGGAAGAAGGAGUUCAUGUAUUACUCAGACGUACGAGACCCCGAGCGCUUCCCCUUCGUGGUGCUGGGAAACAAGGUGGACAAGGAGGAGCGGGAGGUGGGCGAGGAUGAGGCCCGGGCCUGGUGUGAGGAGAACGGCUGCUGUCCGUACUUCGAGACCAGUGCCAAGGAUGACAGGAACGUGGGGGCCGCUUUCGAGGCUGCUGUCCGGGAGGUUCUGGCCAGCGAGGACCCCAUCGACCACACCCUGCUGAGCAGCUCCAUCGACCUCCACGGGAACCGAAAAGGGGCUCGCUCGUCCUGCUGUUGAGGUGCCUCUAAUGGUGCGUUCAAGUCAUGUCGGAUAUAUCGUAUUUACGAGUUGAACGUCGCUACAAAGUCGUUAUUAUAUGAAAGCCCGUUUUUGCCACUGAAUAAAUAAAAUGUAAAAAGUAAUUGCGACCUUUAUUUCAGAAUUGUGACUUUUUUUCUUAUAAUUGUGAGCUUGCAUCUUGCAAAUGUGACUUUAUUUUUCUCAGAAUUGUGAGAUGCAAACUCGCAAUUGCUAAAUAUAUCGUCCAGUUCUGAGGAGAGAAUAGACUACGUUCUCACAAUUGCAAGUUAAUGUCUGUUAAUGUUCUGACUUUAUAAUUUUGCAAUUGCGUGUUUAUAUCACGAGAAAAAAAGUCUGAAUUGGCAGUUUGCAUCUCGCAGUUCACACUUUGUUUCUCACAAUUGCAAGUUUAGGUUAUAUCUGACAAUUCUGAGAAAAAAAAAGUGAAAACUGCGAGAUGUAAAAUUGCAAUCGUGAGGAAAAAAAGUCAGAAUUGCGAGGUAAGUUGCACUAAUUGUUUUUUUUUUUAUUAUUCAGUGGCAGAAACGGGUUUUCAUAUUUUUACGAGUGGAACUAAAAAUGUUCUUUAAUUCCCGAUUUUCGGGGUUGGGGGCGUGUCAGUGAAAAACAUGCGGGGUGCAGCGGACGCAGAUACGCAGUGUCUGUACAGCUUGUUUGCAAACACGUGAUUCUGAUGACGCGCUAAAUACAGCUGUAGGACAGGAAGUGAUGUUUCUCCACAGGAAGCAGGAACUUAAGAUGCCUGUGUUUUGCAUCGUUUAUGAAUGCUCAAAUUGGUCAAACCCAGAAAACACAAGGAGCUUCUUCAGAUGUUAAAGGUUCUUUAUGGAACCAUUUAGACCAAAAAUGGGAGUGGCCCCCCAUAACGCAACACCGCUUCAAUUAUAUUAAUAAUUCAUUUUGUAGAUGUAGAGUCUAAAAAAUAGUUGAAGUUUAUUGUCGAAAAGUUAAAUCGCCAUCUUUUUCCGACCAAAGUCCGAAUGUCCCAGGACUUGAACGCCUCAUAAAUCGCUUCAUAGCCGUGGUCUUACAGUCUGUCUCUGGCUGAUACUGUUAGCUUGAGACGCCAGACGUGUCUCGUGGGAUACAGAGUUACCGAACAGAAAAGUCAUUUCACACACGUUCAUGUCUCUGAAGUCUGGCACACUGACGCUUUCCCAGUCGAAGACUUGUGUGCCGCUGACGUGGUGUUUAAUGAUAGCUUCGUGUCCUGGACCAUAGAUCUGGCCUCCCUUUAGUAUUCAACGGUUGAGCUUACUGUUUAAACUUACAUUUGAGCUAUUAUGUUGUGGUACUCACUUCUCUAGAUAUUUCCAAACACAUAACCCGUGUCACAUACUGCGGACACUGUUAUCGGUAAUGACAUAUUGUGUGAGAGAAAUUUUUCAUUUUUCAUUUUUACUAAGUUAUUCUUUGGGUGAAGAACACGUUUGGGUCAUAUUUCACCUAAAAUAUUAGUAAAGAAUAAAUAUAUAUAAGAUAUUACAAUUAAAAAAAAAAUUUUUUUGACAAUGACAUUAUUUUUGUGAUUUAUAAGCAUGUAACAUUAAAACAACAAAUAAAUGUAACUUUCCUCAUUAUUACUUAAACUGUAGGCCUAAAUGAUUUAUCUGUUAUUGUAGCGUUUGUUAUCUUAGCUUCGAUUCAUGCUGGUUUGAAUAAUUAUGAAACAUAAUUGUGUCCACACAUGAUGAAGAAACCUUUGCACUCUUUAAAUGAUUUAUUAUUUUAUUUUGGGUUGAAAUAUGACUUUCUGAAAUUGAUUCACCUUAUUAUGGUACAUGUAGUAAAACACAUAACCUCAAAUUGUCUGAGAUGCAUCAGCACAGCACUGCUUUUACACAGAAAGGGAAUUUCUUUUACCAUCGCAUCGAAAGAUUACACUUUUUUUUAACAGUUUAUUUAGAUUUUAUUUCGAUUUGAGUUAACCUUUUUCAGUUGUUCUGUACGGUACAGUGAGUUUGUUUUAGAUGUGUAAUAUGUAUAGUUUGAUUUAGUUCUCUAGUGUGUAUUUGAGCAGUUUUACACACCUAAUGCACGAUGAAUCUGGGCAGCAAUGCUGUAGUGUUUAAUGAAGGAUGAAGUCUCUUGCAUGAAGAGCAUGUUUGUGUGUCGUGGUCAGUUUGAGGGUUUAGACCACAUCUGAUUCACUAAAUGACUCAGGAAUGUGGCUUAGACAAAUGCACAGAUCAUUUUCUGAAAGCAUGUGGGAAUUUAAAGCUGGAGCCUCUCUGGACGUCUGCGGCCGACUUGAAGAGUCUCAGAGUCACAGCUGAUGAAUGAGUUCACAGUCGUGGUUUCCUCCAUGUGAGACCAAUGCUGAUAUCAAACCAAAGCACCUGGUUCCCAGUGUCUUGCAUUGACCUCUGAUCGUUUAGAGUGCACUUGUGAAGGACUUUGAUUUAGUGCAUUUAUAGGUACUUCUAUCUUUUAUAAUAUUGACUUAUUUCCUAGUGCUUUUAACCGGAUUUUGAAUGUUUUCUCAGCAUUUUCUCUGCAUACUGCUGUAAGAUGCAUGUAAAACACAUUGUAUGUUGUUAUAGUUUCUGCUGAUGGACAUGCUCACACAACAUUGGUACACUGUGACACGGAGAUGGAUGCAACACUGCGUUUCUCCAACUCAACCUGCUGAACAUAUAUUAACUGCUAAUAUUGGAAAAUCAGUAUCUGUCUAUUUACUGAUAGUGAUUUCCAGAGAAACAAGGUACUGGUGAAGAAUUGUUACACUAUAAUCUGAUCUGUAUGACAUAAUGGAAAGACUGUGUGUGUGAAACCGCAGCUGGAUGCAGAAGUGCAACUGUUCUGACGCGUGUUAUCAUGUUUCAGAUGUCUUUUAAUGAGUUAAAAUGUCAGCUUGAUAAGCAAACUAAAGCUUUUCAAUAAGCAGGUGACUCCCAUGAAGAAAUGUCAAUAGUUACAUUUUAUUUGUAAGGAAAUUGAACCCUAUAUUUAGGAUGGUUCAUGUUUUUUUUUUUUGCCUUUAACACGGAUGUUUUAUUGUGAGAUUCAGCCAAGCUGUUUGCGCUCGAGCUAAUGUUGUAGCAUUCCUGCCACAGUAUUUAUGAGGUUACAAAUCACAGGAGUAUUGUGUUUCGUUAAUAAAACCAUAUUUUAUGAUGUUCAUUUGUCAGUGUGACCAGUCACGACCACGCUAGAGAACUGUGGGGGAUGAACUGUGGUCAAUUAAGGGCAUUACUGCAAUGAAUGUACUGACUAUUUGUCACUUUUUACAGUUUGAUUUGUGUAAGGCUUGUGUGCUUUGCUCUGGGUAAUCCAGUAUUCAUGCUAACAGACAUCUUUAAAUGGACUCGUGUGGAGCUGUGUUACUCGUCUGUUUCACCAGUGUCAUCUCCAGUCCAAUAUUUAUGGACGUGGAGACUUCCUUCGCUUGCAAAUUUACUUUGCGAGAAUCCAAUGCGAUGAAUAAACAAACUGCAACAGCGA